CGCAACCCGCCCGUGAACGCGCUCAGUUUGGCAGUGCUCCAGGGACUAGAGGAUGGACUGAAGAGAGCAGACGCAGAUCCCUCGGUGAAAGCUGUUAUGAUUUGUGGUGAAAAUGGGAAAUUCAGUGCAGGAGCUGACAUCCGAGGGUUCUCUGCUCCCAAAAAACUUGGCAUUGGCUUGGCCCCCAUCGUGUCUCUCAUAGAAAGGAGCGAGAAGCCGGUGGUGGCAGCCAUCGAAGGGGUUGCCUUGGGAGGAGGCCUGGAGGUGGCACUGGGCUGUCACUACCGCAUUGCACACGUGAAGGCUCAGAUGGGUUUGCCAGAGGUCACCCUUGGGUUACUUCCAGGUGCUGAAGGCACUCAGCGACUCCCCAGGCUGAUUGGUGUACCAGCUGCCCUGGAGAUGAUCACUACAGGGAAACACAUCCCAGCAACUGAAGCACUGAAGCUGGGCCUGGUGGAUGAAGUUGUGGAAGAGGACACCAUCGAGGCAGCUCUGCGCCUGGCAAACAGGGUGAUUGGCCAACCCUUGGGCCCUCGCCGGCUCAGCCUACGGCCGGUUCCCACGCUGCCGGACGCGGACGCGUUCCUCCGUGACGCUCUCAUGAAGGUGAGGAGACGGGCCCAGGGAUGCCUGGCCCCAGAGCUGUGUCUCCAGGCUGUCAGGGCUGCCAUGGAGAGACCUUUUGCCGAGGGAGUGCGCCGGGAGCGAGAGCUGUUCCAGGUGCUGCUGACCUCAGGCCAGGCCCGCGCACUGCAGUACGCGUUCUUCGCGGAGAGAGCCACGCAGAGGUGGACAACACCCACAGGAGCCUCGUGGAGUGGUGCAGCCCCACAGCCCAUCUGCCAGGCAGCCGUCAUAGGGCUGGGAACAAUGGGCCGAGGCAUUGUGACUUCCCUAGUUAAGGCAAACAUACCUGUGGUAGCCCUGGAGCAGGAUCUGGAGAGUCUGAACACGGGAAGAAAAGCUGUGAUGCUCCUUUUGGAACGUGAGGCUAUGAAAAUGGAGCGGGGUGCCCAAACCCUGGACUUCCAUAACCCUGCACGCCUCCAGUUCACUGUGGCCUUCGAUUCGUUGCGUGAUGUAGAUCUAGUCAUUGAGGCCGUGUUUGAGAAUAUGGCACUAAAGAAGGAAAUAUUCCACAAGCUCUCACAGGUCUGCAAGCCAGGGGCCUUGCUGUGCACCAACACAUCGGCCCUGGACGUCGAUGAAAUCGCUUCGGCCACCAGCCGCCCACAGCAGGUCAUUGGCACCCACUUCUUCUCCCCUGCCCAUGUGAUGAGGCUGCUGGAAAUCAUCUACGGCCGCCACACGUCCCCCACAGCCAUUGCCACUGCCAUGCAGCUGGCCAAAGCGCUGAGAAAGGUUGGCGUGGUGGUGGGGAAUUGCUUUGGGUUUGUGGGGAAUCGAAUGAUGUUCCCAUAUGUACAACAGGCGGUUUUCCUUUUAGAGGAAGGAAGCAGGCCAGAAGCAGUAGAUCAGGUUCUGGAGGAUUUCGGGUUGAAGAUAGGCCCUUUCCGCAUGUCUGACCUUGCUGGGCUGGAUGUGGGCUGGAGGUCUCGGAAGGAGCAGGGCCUGACGGGGCCGUCCCUCCCGGCCGGAACGCCCGCACGCCAGCGGCACGGCCAGCGCUACAGCCCACUGCCCGACCUGCUGUGCGAGCACGGCCGGUUCGGCCAGAAAAAAGGCAGGGGCCGGUACCCAGCUGGGGGCAGGACAGCCCAGCCAGACCCAUGGCUCCACAACCUUCUGUCCCAGUACAGAGACACCCAUCGCAUUGCUGCCCGUGCUGUAGACCAGGAGGAAAUCCUGGAGCGGUGUCUCUAUUCCCUCAUCAACGAAGGGUUUGCCAUCCUGGCUGAGGGAAUAGCUGCAGGCCCAGAGCACCUGGAUGUGAUUUACAUCAAUGGUUACGGGUGGCCGAAGCACAGGGGUGGCCCCAUGUUCUAUGCUGCCACCGUGGGGCUGCCCCACGUGCUGGCGAAGCUGCAGAAGUACUCCGAGGCACACCCCAACGUUCCCGGGCUACGGCCCAGUGCCUUCCUGAAGAAGCUGGUGGCUGUGGGGAACCCUCCCCUCAAAGAGUGGAUGUCCUAUCUCAGCCAGCAGAACGCCAGGCUGUGA
Molecule: messenger RNA, 2124 nt
Organism: Acanthisitta chloris (rifleman)
Lineage: Eukaryota; Metazoa; Chordata; Aves; Passeriformes; Acanthisittidae
Gene: EHHADH
Product: enoyl-CoA, hydratase/3-hydroxyacyl CoA dehydrogenase
Exons: 7
Biological process (GO): fatty acid beta-oxidation
Cellular component (GO): peroxisome
Molecular function (GO): (3S)-3-hydroxyacyl-CoA dehydrogenase (NAD+) activity; NAD+ binding
Source: RefSeq, a predicted model, not a curated record